CGAGAUCUCCAACACCUCAAUCAAUACCCAAGCCGUUGCAACUCGAAAUCCCUCUCCCCACCUACAUACAACCAUGGUCUUCUCUACCCCUGCCAAAGUCUUUACCACUGCGCUCGCCAUGGGUGCUCUGGUUGCCACCCAGAUUGAUCUGACGUCGCAAAAGGUGAGCUUAACAUGGCGUUGCUCGGCGUUGGUGAAUGUCUUCCCCUUGUAGAUCCGACCCCGAUUGACCUGACCGUCUACCAAGUACGUGGACAUGGAUCUAACAACAUGUUUGCUAAUUUUCAGAACGGUGCUGCCAACGGAAUUGCGUCCGACGCCGACGCUGCUUCAAAGCCUACAGGAGCUUCUAGCCGCGGCUUGAAGGGUGCUCGCCGUUUGGCUACCGGAAACGUCGAAGGAUACGGAAGGGUCAAUGCCACGUCCGGAACUCUCGUCAACGGCUUUGCUGGCCCCGGAGAGAGCUCUCAGUACGCUGCCGUCAAACAGACGGGAUUCUUCAACACUAGAUCAUCUGCCAUGGGUCCCAACGGAUACAUUGCAGGAUCUAGUAACGUGGAAGUUUACCAUACCGAGCUGAAAACGAUUGGUCAGACUGACUACUAUGGCCAGGUUGAAAACACCGGGGCCACUGUCGAGUCCUACGGUACCGGCUACUUUGCCGGAAACUUCGACACGGAAGGGUCCGCAACUGCCGGACCCGUCGCUACGACCGCUCCUGGCGCGACGACCGCACCCACCAGUGCCCCUGUCGCCACGUCGUCCACCAAGGCACCCAAGGCUUCCUUGGUACCCAAGAGUACUGCGGCACCCAAGAGCGAGAAGGCUACCCUUUCACCGAAGAGUGCCAAGGGCGACACCAUGAACAUCGAGUUGCCUCCCCCCGAGCCGCGCACUGCGACGGCGGACGAGGGGGCCGUCGCGCCCGAAGCGGUGACCGGUUCGGUGUACUCGGUAGCUGGAGGCACAAUCAAGUCCACGGUCGCGGGACAAGGGAGCACAUACGUGUACGCCCCGGAUUUCGUGGCACCCGUUGCCGCACCCGUUGCCGCACCCUCGGAAGGAGUUUCCGGUUCCUCAAUUGGUGCCUCGGAAGGGCCAGAAGGUGGCGCAUUGGCCUUGACAACUGUUGGAGGCGCCGGGAUCUAUCAAGGUUACGCGACAGCGAGUCCUGGCGGCGGAGCCUCUGUAACAAGCUCAUCGUACGCUUCAGGUUCGGCCAAUGACUUCGCCGCGGAUGCCAGUGCCGCUGGUGACCUUGCCCAGGUCGGAUCAGCUUCGGCGUAUGCGGAUGGACCGACUUCGGGAGUAUACUUGCCCGGCGGCAAUUCGAGCAUGUACAUGGAUUCGUACAGCACGUUUGGUGUUUCGGGAGAGGCGACGGCGCCCGCUCCGUAAAAUCCGUGCCCUGGCACAAACCUCACGCCGCAACGUUCCCCAACUUUUGGGAGAAGAGAGAAAUACAUAUAUUUGGACACACACACACACAACACUGGCGGCAGUAAAUAAAAUAGUAAAUUGACUCGUGAAUGAAAAAUGAACCUAAGGGAAUAGUUUCACUAUCGAAAAAACC
This is a messenger RNA of Phaeodactylum tricornutum CCAP 1055/1, 1573 nucleotides long. RefSeq lists its product with no specific name. The record is from RefSeq and is a predicted model, not a curated record. The coding region runs from base 175 to 1398 and encodes 407 amino acids. The transcript has 2 exons. Lineage: Eukaryota; Bacillariophyta; Bacillariophyceae; Surirellales; Neidiaceae.